Messenger RNA from Acaulospora colombiana, 965 nucleotides. The record is from the annotation of a GenBank genome assembly. Lineage: Eukaryota; Fungi; Glomeromycota; Glomeromycetes; Diversisporales; Acaulosporaceae.
GAAGAUCAGAGGACGCACUUAAAUUUGCUCAUGAAUUUGCCGAGUUUUUGGCUAGUCCUAUCGCGUUGGAGGCAGUGAUACGUCUUCGCAUGAAUUCAUUCUAUGGAAACUUCUUUAUUCGUCAAACGGAUUUGCUCGCAUUACCUAAUGUGCCAAGAGAUCAUGCUUACACGGUUGAGGUUAGCAUAGAGGAAAAUAUAACAACACCAACUGUGUGUUUUCAGACCGCUCUUUUGCACACAACUUGCUUUGGUGAACGCAGGAUUCGAGUGCUGACAUUAGCACUGCCGGUAACCAAUAAUCUGAAUGAAUUGUUUGCAUCAGCCGACCAAAUAAUACUUAUUAACAUUGGUUCUUAUCUUGAAGCUACGGAACGAUCACUAUCAUCGAAAUUGGAGGACGCCCGUGACGCGUUGACAAACAAAAUGGUAGAUAUAUUGGGAGCGUACAAGUCAGCCGUCAUCGGAAACCAGGCCGGAGCUUCACCUCAUCUGCAAAUUUGUAAUAAUCUUAAGCUACUUCCAUUGUUAUCUCUCGGGCUGCUGAAACAUGUUGGAUCGUAUGGACCUGAAGGAAUUAUUAUGCCUCAACCUUUGAACCUAAGUAGUGAAAAACUUGAGCGAAAUGGUGCAUACCUUUUGGAAGAUGGUCAGAAUAUUUUUAUUUGGCUCGGCCGACAAGUAUCUCCCCAACUAUGUGCUGAUUUACUGAAUGUCCACUCUUAUGAGGAAGUUCGUUCAGGAAAGGCUACUCUACCACAACUCGAUAAUCCAUUCUCUCAACGGGUAAAUGUAAUAAUUGGUAAAACACGUGAAUCGAGACGAGGAGUCUACUAUCCUCAUCUCUACAUAGUAAAAGAAGACGGCGAUCAAUCGUUGCGGCUAUGGUUUAUGUCGCAUAUUAUAGAGGAUCGUACAGACACGGUGAUGAGUUAUCAUCAAUGGUUAGCGCAUUUGAAAGAUAAG